Pelagomonas calceolata is the source of this 3440-nucleotide messenger RNA. Lineage: Eukaryota; Pelagophyceae; Pelagomonadales; Pelagomonadaceae. The record is from the annotation of a GenBank genome assembly.
GCAGUAAGACACUAGCCAGAAAAUGCUGGCUUGGACGCGGCAGCCGUGCACGACGACGCGCGCGAGUUUCGGCGAUUUAACACUUGCGGGCGCUAGCCAACAGUGCUCUCUGGCGCAAGCGAGCGUCGCCGAGCGCGCCUCGUAAGCUCCACCUGCACCACCCAAGAGACCCGGCCGCGCGCGGUGACUCGGGGGCGUUUUGCGAGUGCGCAUAACCCUCGCGGGACGAGCGACGACCGCGCCGCACCAGCGCAACAGCGCACGCAGUAAAAACCGCGGCACCGAACGCGACCCGCCGCGACCAUGGCCUCGAUGAUGUCCGCGCACCUGAGCAAGGACUUCUUCGACUUGGUCAAAGCUAUUGGGGAAUCCAAGUCCAAGCAGCAGGAGGAUCGCAUCAUAAGUGAUGAGGUCCAAACAUUAAAAAAGAAGAUGCCUGAGGCUAAAAUAUCGAGGAAGAAAAUGAAGGAGUUCCUCGUGCGAUUGAUAUAUGUGGAAAUGUUGGGCCACGACGCGGCCUUUGGGUACAUCCGCGCGAUCGAGUUGGCGGCGUCGAAGAACUUGAUCCAGAAGCGCGUUGGGUAUUUAUGUUCGGGGUUGUGUUUAUCUCCUGAUCACGAAUUUAGAUUUAUGUUGGUCAAUCAACUCCAGCAGGACAUGACGUCCUCCAACUUUCUAGAGGUGGCCGCUGCAUUGGGUGCUACGAUUAGAUUAGCUACGACGGAUAUGAUUCCACCGCUCCUAGCUCACGUCGUUAAGUUGUUGCAACAUGAUAGAGAAUUAGUCAGAAAGAAGACGGUCAUGGUCUUACAUAGAUUUCAUAGAUUGGACGCCUCCGCUGUUUCGCACUUGGGGCCGCAGAUGCGCCGUACUUUAUGUGAUAAAGACCCUUCCGUUAUGGCCGCAUCUUUGUGCUUACUACACGCUCAGAUCACAGAAAAACCUUUGGGAUUCAAGGAGCUCGUGCCGUCGUUCGUUUCUAUAUUAAAACAGAUCGUGGAACAUCGUUUACCUAGAGAUUUCGACUACCAUAGGAUGCCCGCUCCUUGGGCUCAACUCAGGUUGCUCCGUAUCUUGGCUCUACUAGGACGGGCCGAUCAAUCAACUUCAGAGGGUAUGUACGAGGUGCUGGGCGAUGUGAUUCGGAGGGCCGAUACGGGUAUUAAUGUGGGCUACGCGAUAGUCUACGAGUGCGUACGGACCGUCACGACCAUUUACCCGAACAACAACCUGUUAGAUGAGGCCGCGAGAGCCAUCGCUAGGUUCUUAGGUUCGGAGAACCACAACUUGAAAUAUUUAGGAAUCACAGGUUUGGCACAGGUCGUAGAACAGCACCCGAAAUACGCGGCGGAACAUCAAUUAGCCGUCAUCGACUGUCUGUCGUCGGUCGACGAUACCCUAAAAAGAAAGACUUUGGAUUUACUCUACCGGAUGAUGAAUCCGGUCAACGUCGAAUUUAUCGCCUCGAAGUUGGUAGAGUCUCUAGAACAGUCGACCGACGACUUUCUGAGAAGAGCUCUCGUAUCGAGGUUGUGCACCGCAGCUGAGAGGUUCGCCCCGUCGAACGCCUGGUACGUCGCGACGAUCGUGAGGGUCAUGGAAUUAGCUGGUGAGCUCGUACCUAACGAGGUGGCUCAGCAGAUGCUGUCGUUAGUGGCCGAGGGCGGCGAGGAGGGCGACGCCGACGCUCUUAGAGCGGACGCCGUCGAUCGGUUCGUGGGCAUGCUCCACCGGGAAGUGGUACCUGAUGGGUUAUUCCACGUGUUAGCUUGGGUACUGGGCGAGUUCGCGCAGCUGUCGUCCGAGUCUGCUAGCGUUGCUGAAGCUAUUGCUACACUAGCUGCGGACGAUGCUAGACUGAAGGGUGCACCUAGAGCUCGUGAACUAUUGUUAACUGCGCUGAUCAAAUUAGCGGCUCAAAGUGAUGAUAUCAACACAAAAGCAGCUUUAAGAUCGUUAGCUGAACGGUUCGCAUCGUCCUCGAACAUCGAGUUGCAGCAGCGAGCCCUCGAAGCGUUGAACUUGCUGGAUGCCUCGACGGAGGACUCCGGAUUGUUGGAAGAUGCAUUACCUUAUGAUGCCUCACUCGAAGAUCCGCUGGAUGGUGUAGUGACCGGAGAAGGAGAAGAUCGAAACGGCGGCGACGCCCUAGGUUUCUUGGAUCGCUUCGUCGCUUCUGCCUUGAACGCGGGGGCCGCGCCUUACCAAAAACCGGUCGACGACGAGAAUGAAACGGAGUCCGAGUCCGAGGAGGAGACCUCCAACUUUAAGUUCGAGGCCUACGCCGAGCCCCAGAAGCCUGGAAGAAGGGUGCAACAGACGUCGUAUCCCAUGGGCGAUUCGACGGAAAACGACGAGGAGAUCGCGCGGCGCCUCCAGGAGGCCGAGUACGCGAACCAGCCUCCACAAAGAACGACGGCGCGCGGCGGCAACGCCAUUGGUAGUGGCGGCGGCCUCGCGGCGGCGUCGGGGCCCUGGGGCGCGCCGCGGCAGCCCGUUGCGCCAACGCCGGCGGCGCCACGACCGGCCGCCGCACCUACGCAGCAGCAGCGCGCGCCGACGCCGACGGAGCCCGAGGAGAAGACGGCGGAGCAGGCCGAGAAGGAGCGCAUGGCCGCCGCGCUCUUCGGCGGCGUCGGCGCGGCGACCGCCGCGGCGCCGCGGCGCGCGCCGCGCAAGGCGUCGAACGCGUCGUCGCGCCAGGCCAGCCGGUCGCCGCCGCCGCCGGCACCGCCGCCGGCGCCGGAGCCGUCUUUAUUAGAUCUCGGCGCGCCCGAGGAGCCGCCCGCGCCCGCGCCGCCGCCGCCGCCGGUCUCAGAUUUGUUAGGAGACCUCUCGGCGCCGGCGCCGGCGCCCGUGCCGCCUCCCUCUACCGCGAGCGACCCCUUCGCGGCCUUCGACGGUUUAUCUUUAACCGAGGCCACACCAAGUACGGCGUUCGCCCCGGAGAAGCUGACGACGGCGGACUUUGGCGGCCGCUGGGGUCCCACAAAACACGAGAAGCGCGCCGAGGUCUCGUUGACUCCGACGCAGACGACGCCCGACGCCGUCGCGGCCGGCCUGGCCAAGGUCGGCGCCGUGCUCGUCGAGGCGAUCCCCGCGACGCGCGAGCUCAUCCUCGCCGCGACGCACACGCCGACGGCCGCGAUCUGCCUGUGGCACGUCAAGCUCCUCGCGACGUCGGCCGCGCUCGUGACGGUGCGGUCGCCGAACCCCGAGGUGGCGCGGCUCGCGCUCGAGGCGAGCGUGGGGGCACUGUCGUCGUCGGCGUAACGUGGGUAUGUUAUAUAGACAGGGCUCACUCUACUCGGGGGAUGGGUACGGCACGCGCUCGGUUCAGAUGAGAUGGGCACGUUGGUACUGGUUGGGGAAGAGGAGGAGCGGUAGGCUUCGUAGUCGUAGUCGUGGUCGCGUGGGUAGUUUCACGACCGGCGCCGGAC